This is a messenger RNA of Botrytis fragariae, 1161 nucleotides long. RefSeq names its product putative glutathione-independent formaldehyde dehydrogenase protein. Gene Ontology annotation, molecular function: oxidoreductase activity; zinc ion binding. The transcript has 4 exons. Bases 1 to 1161 code for a protein of 386 amino acids. The record is from RefSeq and is a predicted model, not a curated record. NCBI's taxonomy places the organism in Eukaryota, Fungi, Ascomycota, Leotiomycetes, Helotiales, Sclerotiniaceae.
AUGUCUCAAACGCAAACAAUGAAAGCGGUUAUAUACCAAGAGCCCUUCAAAGUAACUGUCGAAGAACGCCCACUGCCAAAGAUCGAACAUCCGGAUGAUGCACUGGUUAAGGUGACAACAGCCGCAAUCUGCGGAAGUGAUUUGCAUAUGUAUCAGGGAAGAACGGCUGCGGAAGGUGGAUUAUGUUUUGGACAUGAGAAUAUGGGAAUAGUGAUCGAGACUGGUUCUGGUGUUCAGCAUAUCAAGAAAGGGGAUCGUGUGGUGAUGCCAUUCAAUGUGGCAGAUGGCAGAUGUAGGAAUUGUGAAGAGGGCAAAACAGCUUUUUGUACAGGUGUUAAUCCCGGAUUCGCAGGCGGGGCUUAUGGAUAUGUCGCAAUGGGACCUUACCAAGGAGGUCAAGCACAAUAUAUCCGUGUACCAUAUGCCGAAUUCAACUGCCUUCCUCUUCCUGCUGGAAAAGAACACGAAGCGGAUUUUAUUCUCCUUGCCGACAUAUUCCCAACGGGGUGGCAUGGCGUUGUACUUUCUGGCUUUCAGCCAGGAGAAUCAAUCGCCGUUUUCGGAGCCGGACCUGUUGGUUUGAUGGCUGCAUAUAGCGCAAAGCUCAGAGGAGCAAGCAAAAUAUUCGUCGUGGAUAGCGUGAAAGAACGUCUACAAGCUGCGGAGAAAAUUGGUUGUAUCGCUGUGAAUUUCACGAAAUGUGACGCUGUCGAGGAAAUCAUAAAGCAGAAUGGUCAGAUGGUUGAUAGGAGCGUGGACGCUGUCGGGUACCAGGCUUCUGCACAGGAUGGCAAGAAAGAAGUACCAAGUAUUGUUUUGGAGAAUUGCAUCAAGGUGACGAGACCAACCGGUGGUAUUGGUGUUCCUGGAUUAUAUGUCCCAAGCGACCCUGGUGCUCCAGAUAGCAAUGCUGGUCAAGGAAUGUUAUUGAUAAGUUUUGGGAAGUUGUUCGAGAAGGGUCUUUCCAUUGGCACUGGACAAUGUAAUGUCAAAGCCUACAAUCGUUAUUUGCGAGAUAUGAUUAUUUCAGGCGUCGCAAAGCCUUCAUUCGUCGUUUCGCAUGAAAUUGGUAUCGAUGAGGCACCGAACGCAUAUACCAAAUUUGAUAGAAGGGAGGAUGGAUAUACCAAAGUUCUAAUUCAUCCUAAUGGCCCUCUCUGA